Molecule: messenger RNA, 3807 nt
Organism: Sordaria macrospora k-hell
Lineage: Eukaryota; Fungi; Ascomycota; Sordariomycetes; Sordariales; Sordariaceae
Source: RefSeq, a predicted model, not a curated record
AUGGGCGGCCAUUCCGACAUCUCCAUCAAUGCGACCGGCGCGAGAGUCGCCGUUCAGCAGCCUGCCCCGACGCGGACUGCCAGGAGCGGGUCAAUUUUGCGAAGACCUAGUAUAACAAAUGGCACUACCAGACAGGCAGGCUUAGGAACAACAGCAUCCAACGCCUCGGGUGUUACGACCCCUACCGCUCCGGCCGCCAUCCGUACUCGCCGCCCGAACCAUUACCCUCCAGUCUCGAGUACGAACAACACGGUGAAAGCUCCCAGGCGCUCGGCUGGGCCUGACGUGCUCGGUAAUACAGACGCGGAGGCACGGAGACGAAGGCCGAGUGUCGCUUCACUCGGGGAACGAAAUGGGACGGAGCCAGUACGCACAUCAGUGUCCUCUACGCGAACUUCCAAGGCGAGAUCUGUACAACCGCCGCCUCGAGGGAGUGAUGCUACUACACUGGCCCACGAUUUGAGCGCUCUUGCCUUGGGUUCCGGUAGCUCACCUGGAUUUCCACGCUCCCCCAGGACUGCGGUCAAGGCGUCAGUUCCGUCCUCGACCAAGAGGAUAUCUGUUAUGCCUGGUGUUCCUCAUACUUCGCACGCCACAGGGUUAGGCGCCAGGACAAUCAGUCCGACGGAUACGAGACUGAUGAAGCGUAUGUCACAUCAUCAACCCUCCCAAGCGCCAGUUCCAGUGCCAACAGCUCCGAUGCCAUUAGCUACAUCACGUCCUUCAUCUCGCUCUCCAUCCAUGCUGCCACGCAAGAUCCCGACGCCAGCUUCCUCUCGGACUACCCCCGACGCGAACAACCGAAAAUCCUACAGCUCUGGUCUUUCGGCUACAUCAGCAAAUAGCUACAACACCGUACGAUCAUCGACUGGCUCUAUUCAACCGCGGAUCCCGCAGAGUGGUAGCUCUAGGCUACCUGCUCCAAAGGGUGUACCCUCCCAGAGCACGGCGAACGGCGAGGAAGAGGAAGAGGUUCCACCAGUUCCAGCAAUACCAAAGCUGUACGAUUCGCCUGGCGAACUGUCGUUUUUGGACAAGCGCAAGUCCAAUAGGGCGUUUGAUACUAGUAGCAUCAAUAGCACCUCAACAGGGAGCGUAUCUGGGGCACAGCUGACUGACCCACCGCCUGCUAAGCUGCAGCGCAAACCAAGCCAACGAAAAUCUGUACACACCUCGACUGUGGACAAGAAGUCCUCUUCCUCAAACUCAAAGAAAAACCUGCAGCCUCUUCGUCUACCCCCGCUUGCUCUAGGACCCUUAAGCACUACAACUGCUGCCAAAAUCGCGGCGCUUCAGGAUCACAAUGCAUCGGAACGGAAUCUUUCUCCUCCUGGUAGGCAAAUCGCAAAGACGCCGUCGACACCCAUGACAGCGUCAAGAAGCACCUACUUCACCACAACGCGAACUGAGGAUAAACCUACUGUUCAGCACCUUAGGAGCACAAGCACAAUUAAUCGAGGAAAGGGUGGUAGUAUUGACUCGUAUAGCUCAAACGAGUCGAUGGGGGGAGUGGUGUCGAACGCUAUGCCACAGUCAGGAAUGUCGCCAUAUAUCGCGUCUUCUGCGGCCAAGGGUGAGAGCCAGGAGUCAGCGUUUUCCAAUCGACCAAAGACCGGCGAUCCCGAUGCAUCUGUUCCCCAGAAACCCUCUGGACCACGAGCGCCGAAGCCUGCUGCCGCGAAGUUGUCAACCGCGAAGUCACCACCACCUCCCACUGACCCGGAAGAGCCUCCAACUCCAUCGUCAAUUGGCACCUCCAUCAGGCGGAAACUGAGUCUGUCAUGGAAACGAAGCGCAUCCAAGAACGGUAACAAUCGGCCUGACAAGGCUGAUCCGAACAGUAUCAAACACGACUCUAUGCCACCCCCAAAGAUUCCGAUAUCGGCGACGCUGGGCAGCAUGCCUUCAGCUACAAAAGCCCCAAGCCCGACGCCUUCCUCAAAAUCGAAUGGAACAGGGACCUACUUGGAGUCCAGGAGACGGAAGAGCUCAGCUUCGAGCCUCAAUGCCAUUGUUGCAGGGGACCGUCAACGAGGUGAUGCGGCGGCGGGCAAGAAGGAAUCUACGCUGGACACGGUGGCGGAGCGAUCGAUCCAUACGUAUAGCUCGGCGCAAAAGAUCCUGAAGCCGAAGAACUCAAGUGCGACUCUGAGCCAACCCCGUGACGUCUGGACGGCCGAUCUCGACAAGGAUGAUAUGGUGGCCGAGGAUGAGAUGAAGAAACUCGGGUCGCGCCGUAAGGAAACGGAAAUGGCGGCUCGGACACUUGACGCCUUACGCAAGCGUGCUACUGCCAAGGAACGCGUUGGCCCUCAGGAAGCCCUCAGGAUUGCCGUCCUGAAUAUUUAUGAGCGCGGCGAAAUUGUGGACUAUAAGGACGUCUACUUUUGCGGUACUCAAAAUGCGGCCAAGGUGGUUGGUAACGUUCAGUCAGACCUCCCCAACUUCGGAUAUGAGAUCAUUGAUGUUCUCGGAAAGGGCAGUUUCGGUCAGGUUGUUCGGUGCAUCGAUCACAAGACCGGCGUCCUUGUGGCCGUCAAAAUUAUCCGGAACAAGAAGCGGUUCCACCAGCAAGCCCUUGUGGAAGUCAAUAUCUUGCAGAAGCUUCGCGAAUGGGACCCUAAGAACAAACACAGCAUGGUCAACUUCACCCACAGCUUCUAUUUCCGCGGACAUCUCUGCAUUUCCACAGAACUCCUGGAUAUGAACCUUUAUGAGUUCAUUAAGUCGAAUGCUUUCCGGGGCUUCUCACUCAAGUUGAUUCGGCGGUUCACCAAACAGAUGCUCAGUUCACUACUUCUGUUAAAGCAACACAAGGUUAUCCACUGCGAUUUGAAGCCAGAAAACAUCCUACUCCGACACCCUCUACAUUCGGAGAUCAAGGUCAUCGAUUUCGGUUCCAGCUGUUUCGAAAACGAGAAGGUGUAUACUUACAUUCAGUCACGCUUUUACCGAUCCCCUGAGGUUAUUUUGGGUAUGACAUAUGGCCUACCUAUUGACAUGUGGUCACUGGGCUGCAUUCUUGCGGAACUCUUCACUGGUGUUCCCAUCUUCCCCGGUGAGAACGAACAGGAACAGCUGGCCUGCAUCAUGGAAGUAUUCGGACCUCCGGAGAAGCACCUCAUUGAAAAGUCGACACGCAAGAAGCUGUUCUUCGAUAGCUCUGGUAAGCCGCGUCUUACUGUCUCCUCGAAGGGCCGCCGCCGCCGCCCAUCUUCCAAAACCUUGCAGCAGGUUCUCAAAUGCGAUGAUCAACCAUUCUUGGAUUUUAUUGCCCGCUGUCUCAGGUGGGAUCCUGACAGGAGAAUGAAGCCCGAGGAAGCUGUACGGCAUGAGUUCAUUACCGGGCAGAAGACUCCGCCCUCAUCUUCCAUGCCAGUGCCACGCCUUGCAUCGACGCGAGAGUCGUCCCCAACCAAGCGUGUACAGAGUCUGAACGGAGGAGGACCUCGCCCGCUUCCGGAGCCACCAGCCGCCGUGACUACUAGAACCUCACUACGGUCAGGAGUCGUCGGCUCCGGUAUGCCUGGGGGUCCUUUAAAACCUACUCUUGCUAGUAGUAUUUUGCCUUCCUCCCGUAAGGUAUCCGGCAUGACGGCCUCGGGUAGCGGGGCGACUUCUGGCGUGAAAAGAGCAAGCGGAGGUACCACCGGCUCGACAGCUGGCAGUUUCACCUCCGGAAAUGUGGGCUCUAAUGGGAGCAGUCUACCGCGCGCAGCGGUCCGUACCACGAGUGCCCGGCAGCAACAGCAACAAGAUCUCGCAGCUGCAGGGGCCACAGCGGCCAUGAUGAGCCGCAGGGCCUAG